Jatropha curcas is the source of this 5932-nucleotide messenger RNA. Its product is annotated as putative disease resistance protein At5g63020. NCBI's taxonomy places the organism in Eukaryota, Viridiplantae, Streptophyta, Magnoliopsida, Malpighiales, Euphorbiaceae. The record is from RefSeq and is a predicted model, not a curated record. Gene Ontology annotation, molecular function: ADP binding.
UACAAAUCUUUCACGAAUAGCGUAAAUAUCUGAUAAUUGCAAAUUCAAUUUCAACUCAUCUGUAAUUUCACUGGCUAACCCAUAGAAAAACAACCUAAAGAACAAAAAAGAAAGGAACAAGAAUGAAGAAAUUACAUUGCCAAGAAUCACUCACAUGUAUGCACCGAACGCGGUAGAAAGGUAGUUUUUGUAGCAUUAUCUGCCCACUCAACAUCUUUCCACCAAUGUUUCUGUGCUAGAAUCACAAGUGUAUUCCCCCUUUGCACUACUGGAGUUAAGUGGGAAUUCUUCAGAAUUGGGCAAUCUAGUAUCAUCAUUUUUCAUAGCAAUGGAAAGGGCAGAGGUUUCCAAAAUAUGCUCUUCAGCUUUGGCAAACUUUCUGACACAAGAACUUGGAGUUUUGCAAAUGGGUUUGUCAAAUUUUCAUCCAAUGUUUGACUGCCGAUUAUUUCCUGCAUUCGCUCACAGAACGAGACUCUCAGAACUGCAAGAUUCGGUGCUAGAAUUAGCCAUGUCAAGUUCAGCAAACUUAAACAUUUUCCUACACUCACUUCUCGUAGACUGUUAAAACUUUUCUCCUUUAGUAACUUGACACUUAACUCCUGCAAGUGAUCAGUAUGAUGAAUAUCUAGUGUAUGUAGCUGCUCCAUAGCUGCAAGGGACCAAAUGUCAAGUGUUUUUAUAUAUUAUUCUCCCCUUCUACAAGCGAAAAACCACAAACAUAUGUUUUUUUCCCCUGAAUAAAAACACUGAAACGCGUGUCGCGUUGACCUGAUACACCUUCCUAAUCAUCCCACCAAAAUUACGCGUAGUAAAAAACUGACUUUGUCGUUGCUCUCCAAACAGAAAAUUUUCUUUGUUUUCAUUUUGUGUCGAAUUAAUUGGUCGAAGUCUGAAUCGCGAUUGCCAAAUUAUACAGCUUUCUUGAUUCCUUAAUUAUUUGUUGCCGAGAGAAGUGGCGGAAAAGAAAGUGGUCCAAAGACUUGCAACACCUGCUACGUGUUUGACAAAAGGGCUGAAAGAAGCGAUUGCCACCGAAGUAAGGACGAUUAAGAUUUCAAAGAUGUUGCAGAAGGGAGAAACUUCAGGAACAGUGAUCCAAAGACCAUUUGAACGAACAAUUGGCUUGGAAAGAGCGUUCAACGAGGCAUGGAGCUUGCUUAUGAAAGCAACAGUCAUAGUUCUGGGCAUAUAUGGCGUGAAGGGAGUCGGCAAAACUACUCUUUUAAGCCAAAUCAAGAACAAGUUUCUCAGCUUAACAAAUGAUUCUUAUUUAGUGUUCUGGGUUGCAAUGUCCCGGCCAUUGAACCUUGAGAAGUUACAAGAAGAUAUUUGGAAUCAGACAGGCUUUUGUAGUGAGCAGUGGAAGUGCAAAAGUUUUGUUGAGAGACGUGAUGAUAUAUAUAAUGUACUUAGCAAGAAGAAGUUCGUAUUAUUUGUUGAUGAUGUACAAGAAACGUUCGAUUUUGCAAGAGUUGGCAUUCCUCUGCAACGAAUGCCAAAUGGAUCUAAAAUAACAUUUACUUCCCCCUCUAAGAGUUUAUGCCAACGAAUGAGCGCUCACGAGGUUAUUGAAAUGAGACAUUUGCUGCUGGAAGAAUCUCUUGAAUUUUUUGGGAAAAUUGGUGAAGAAAAGAUUGUUGGAACUAUUAUUCCCCUAGCUGAACUUUUGGCUCAAAAAUGCUGUGGUUUGCCACUUGCACUUGUUAUUGCUGCUCGUUCUAUGUCUUGCAAGAGGAAUCCCCUAGACUGGUAUCAUGCACUGGAUUUCAUAAACAAAUUGGAAUCUGCGGAGAUCUUAAAACGUUCUCCAAAUGGAGAUAUUGAUGUCCCUUCUGUUUUGACGUUUUGUUAUCAUAGUCUGGUCAGUUAUUCAGCUCGGUCUUGUUUUUUGUAUUGUGCCUUGUUCCCAGAGAAUUUCAAAAUUUUGAAGGAUGAUCUGAUAGAUUAUUGGAUUUGCGAAGACUUGUUGGAUGAGCAUGAUGGCAAAGAUAGCAUUAGAAAGCUGGGAUAUGAGAUUAUUAAUAUACUGGUUAAUGCAUAUUUAUUGGAAGAAGAAAACCAGUAUGUCAAAAUGCAUAGUUUAGUCCGUGGUAUGGCAUUGCAGAUAGCAAAUAAAGGGGAAAAGGAGAGGAAACACUUUUUGGUAGAAGUGAGUGCUCAGUUGAUUGAUGUGCCACGGCCUUGGUUCUGGAAGAGAGCUCAAAGGAUAUCAUUGAUGGAGAACUCCAUUUGGAAUUUAUCUGAGGUGCCUCAGUGUCCUGAUCUUUUGACUUUGCUUCUCAGUUAUAAUCGUCUUACUACAGUUGGUGGUGACUUCUUCCUAUUUAUGAGUGCACUUAAAGUUCUAGAUUUGUCAAACAGUGAUAUAGAAGAAUUGCCAUUGAGUAUUUCGAAAUUGGUUUCACUACAAUACCUUAAUUUAUCACAUACGUCCAUAGAACAAUUGCCGUAUGAGUUAAAUAUGUUGUCAAAGUUGAAGUAUUUGAACUUGGAGCACAUUGACCUCCUGCGCGUCAUUCCAAGGCAAGUGAUAUCUAGUUUGUCAUCAUUGCAAAUUUUGAGAAUGUUUCGCUGUGGUUUUUCCCUUGUAGAAGAGGAAGAUAAUAUAUUGUCCGAUAGUAAUAUUCACUUAGAUGAACUGAAGCAUUUGAAACAUCUGAAUGUAUUGAGCAUCACAAUAACACUUGCCUCUGCUCUUGAGAAUUUGAGAAGCAGCAACAGAUUAACAAGCUGCACUAAAGCUUUAUCACUCGAGUGUUUAUGGGGUUCAAAAUCACUGAAUAUUUCUUUGUUAGCAGAUAUGCAGCAUCUAGAUACACUAGAGAUCCAUCGUAUUGAUCAUUUGGAAGAAUUAAAUGUUGACUUUGUGAUGGACAGAACUGAAACACAACAUAGCUGCAGUCUACAUGAGUCAGGCAUCUUAAUGAAAAGAUGCUUCAACAGCCUUCAAGAAGUGAAUGUGGGAAAAUGCUUGCGUUUGCGCGAGCUAACAUGGCUUAUUCUAGCUCCAAAUCUGGCAGUUCUGAGAGUCACAGCUUGUGAAGAAAUGGAAGAAAUAAUCGGCAUUGGCCAGCUAGGUAGAACUCUGCACGCUGGUGAAAGUCUAAUCCCAUUUGCUAAACUUAAAGUUCUUGUGCUUGAAGAUUUACCGAAACUUAAGAGCAUAUAUUGUAAUGCUCUGGCUUUUCCAUCAAUAAACAAAUUCAAAGUACUUCGUUGUCCACUGCUAAAGAAGCUUCCACUUAACUCUAGCAGUGCCAGGGGAAGUUCAGUUGUCAUUUUGGGAGAGGAACAUUGGUGGAAAGAUGUUGAAUGGGUGGAUAAUGCUACAAAAACAGCAUUUUUACCUCGUUUUGUGCGUUUGCCUUUAGCAUUUAGUUCAAGAACAGCAACACCCACUAGGUGUUUGGCAAAAGGACUGAAAGAAGACUGGAAGGAGAUCUCAAAGAUGUCGCAGGGCGUAGCAACUUCACAAACAGUUACUCAUAGAUUUGAUGAGGAAUGUAGCUUGAUUAUGAAAAGAGAGGGAAUUAUAGGCAUAUGCGGUCUGGAAGGAGUGGGUAAAACUACCGUUUUAGCCCAUAUCAAGAAUAAAUUUCUUAGUUUACCACCCAAUGGUUUUUAUCUUGUGAUUUGGGUUUCGGUGUCCCGGCCUCUGAGACUUGAAAAGGUUCAAGAAAUUAUUGGGAAUCAGAUAGGCUUUGAUGGUGACCAGUGGAAGAGCAAAAGCACUGAUGCCAAAGCUGAAGAUAUUUUCAGUGUAUUGAGCAAAAAGAUGUUUGUUCUAUUGUUUGAUGAUUUAUGGGAGAAGAUUGAUUUUUUAAAGGUUGGGGUUCCUUUCCAAAAUAUGCCAAAUGGAUCCAAAAUCGUGUUUACAACCACUUCUAAGAAUUUGUGCAACCUAAUGGGUGCUAACAGGAUUGUUGAAUUGGGUCUUUUGUCGCGGAUAGAUGCUUUUGAAUUUUUUAAGAAGAGGAUCGGGGAAGAAGUGAUUAAUGGUGAUCAAACUAUUUUUCACUUGGCUAAACUUGUGGCUGGCAAAUGCAACUUUUUGCCACUUGCACUGGUUAGUGCUGCUCAUACCAUGUCUUGCAAGAGGAGUCCCCAAGAAUGGCAUCACGCUCUUGAGGUCAUAAAGAAAUUCAUAUCUAUGGAGCUUGUAGAUCGAGGAGUUCCAGGUACAGGGAUUUAUGCAGUUUCAGUUUUGAAGUUUGGUUAUGAUAGUUUGACUUUCACAGCUCGAUCUUGCCUUUUAUACUGUACCUUGUUCCCAGAGCAAUAUAAAAUGUUGAAGGAUGAUCUGAUAGAUUAUUGGAUUUGUGAAGAGUUACUGGGUGAACAUGAUAUUAGAGCUCAGUUCAAAAAAGAACAUGAUACUAGAGCUAACCUUCAAAAGCUGGGUUUCGAUAUCAUUGAUGCACUAGUUAAUGCAUAUUUUUUGGAAGAAGAAAACCAGUAUGUAAAAAUGCACAGCGUGGUCAGAAGUGUUGCAUUGCAGAUAGCAAAACAGAUGAGGGAAAAGCUUUUUGUACAAGCAGGUGCUAAUUUAACUGAAAUGCCGAGAGUUGAAAUCUCCAAACGCGUUCGAAGGAUAUCCCUGAUGGAAAACUCCAUUCGAAAUUUAUCAGAGGUACCUAAAUGCACUGAUCUUAAAACUUUGUUUCUCAGUCAUAAUCCCCUUACUAUGAUCAGUGGUGACUUAUUCCUACUUAUGAAUACACUACAAGUUCUAGAUUUGUCACAUAGCAGUAUGGAAGAAUUGCCACCAGGAAUUUCAAAAUUGGUUUCAUUGCAAUAUCUCAAUCUAUCAUAUACGUGCAUAGAAAAGCUGCCAUAUGAAUUAAGGAUGUUAUCAAAUUUGAAGUAUUUGAACUUGGAGCACAAUGACCUUCUGCGUGUGAUUCCAAGACAAGUAAUAUCUAGUUUGUCAUCAUUGCAAGUAUUGAGAAUGUUCCGUUGUGGUUUUUCUCUUGUAGAAGAAGAUAAUAUAUUAUCUGAUAGUAAUAUGCACGUAAAUGAACUGAAGCUUUUGAAACAUCUGAAUGUAUUGAGCAUCACAAUAUCACUUGCCUCUGCUCUUGAGACUUUGAGCAGCACGCAUAUAUUACCGAGCUGCACUAAAGCUUUAUCCCUUGAGUGUUUAUGGGGUUCAAAAUCACUUAAUAUUUCAUUCUUAGCAGCUAUGAAGCAUCUAGAUACUCUAGAGAUCCAUCGUACUGAUCAUUUAGAAGAGUUAAAUGUUGACUUUAGAAUGGACGGAACAGACAUAGAAGAAUUUGGCAAUAUUCAUGACUCUUGGAUCCUAAGGAAGAGAAGUUUCAACAGUCUUCAAGAAAUGUGUGUGGGAAAUUGCUCGCAUUUGCGGGACCUGACAUGGCUUAUUCUAGCGCCAAAUCUGGAAGUUUUGAGAGUCACAUUUUGUGGAAAAAUGGAAAAUAUAAUCAGCAAUGAACAAUUGGGUAAAAUUCUGAAUGGGGUUGAAAACCUAAUUGCAUUUGCAAAACUGAGAGUUCUUGUGUUGGAGAAUUUACCAAAACUGAGGAGCAUAUACUGGACUGCUCUGCCCUUUUCAUUGCUAAACAAAAUCAGAGUACUUAACUGCCCACUGCUAAAGAAACUUCCACUUAACUCUAGCAGCGCAAGAGGAAACCCAGUUAUCAUUCUCGCAGAGGAGCAUUGGUGGGAAGAUAUUGAAUGGGAGGACAGUGCUGCUAAAACGAUCUUUUCACGGCAUUUUAUAAGUAUGCCUGACUGAUUCCUGUAAGUUUGAUCAUUGAAAGUUGAGGAUUGUUUUUCAUCUUUCUAUCUUUUUGUUCAGUGGCUUAGGCAAUUAAUGUUUUUAUUCUUCCCCUUUGUUUAUAUGUAUGCAUUCAGUGUAACUCAAUAACAAAAUCAGUUUCUCAUAUUAUGAAAAUUCCAUUUCUAUUUA